Molecule: messenger RNA, 3426 nt
Organism: Mizuhopecten yessoensis (Yesso scallop)
Lineage: Eukaryota; Metazoa; Mollusca; Bivalvia; Pectinida; Pectinidae
Product: cytoplasmic polyadenylation element-binding protein 2-like
Exons: 8
Coding region: 124-2034 (636 amino acids)
Biological process (GO): negative regulation of cytoplasmic translation
Cellular component (GO): neuron projection; nucleus; synapse
Molecular function (GO): mRNA regulatory element binding translation repressor activity; translation factor activity, RNA binding; mRNA 3'-UTR binding
Source: RefSeq, a predicted model, not a curated record
UGGAGCACUGGGAAAGUAAACGCAGUUGUGCAGUGCAGUAACAUCGAUAGCAGACGUGGCGCAGGCGAUCAAGAGAACACGGUGAAACUCCCCCAAUAUUUCAGCUGGAACUAUUUCUCUCUGAUGGGGGAUUACGGAAUAGCUGUAUCCGCCAAUAUUGGAGGUUUAACGUCUUUAAAUAACAAGCAUAUUUUACCGAGCAAAGGUUUAUUUACAUCUGAUUCAUCGCCAACUCGUACCAUGCAAGAUGACAUUUUACUCGAAAAAUCGACCAGUAAACAGACUCAGCAACUUCAAGUGAAUUCUGAAAAUGGAACUGAUCAAAAUGGCGAGAACUAUGCUAAGAACGGAAAAAUUGACACUAAUGCGCAUUUGGAUGAUAGACGGCCUGAUUUACUCGGUAAUGUGAGUACAAGUUCCAUGAAUGCUGGCGAGGUCACUAACGGUACGACAACAGCUGUCAUCUCAAUGUCGUCUGCCGCUCCGGCAUUUUGGUCAAACGCAGCAACAGAUGACAGUUUCAUCCAAGGGUUUCCCUCAGUUAAUGGUACUGUUGCAUUCCAACAGUUUCCUCCUACUGCUAAUAACAUGUUUAACGCUGCACUGGCAUCCCAUAUGGGGAUGAACGUUCCCCCUCAGCAACAGCCACCCCCACGGAGGGCGAUAACAGCACAUCAUAACUUUCCACAACGACAGGGUAUGAUGAUGAAUAACAAUUCUAAAUCAUAUCCCAACUGGAGUAACGCCCCCCAACCAGCAUCAUGGUCACAACAAACACAAUCUUUCCCUGCGGGAUGGGCAAAUGUACCCCAGCAAAGAAGAUCUAUGCCCAGUAUGAAUCCAGUUCUUAAGAAACCCAGUAUUAACAACCAGUACCAUCGUGUCGGUCAGUCGACACCAUUGAUAUCACCGUCCAAGUUUCGUCGAAGUACAUCUUUCCCAGGACAGAUGCACCAGACUGCCCUGCUAAAACCUAACCUUGACUUGCAUAGCCUUGAUGACUCCCAAAGAGAUGCAGUACUAACUUACCAGGAUCGGAGUGGUUCAUAUGAUAGCAUGAGAUUCUCCUCAUUCGAGACCCAGCUUUUAGAUAUCAUGAGGUCUACUGGUGAUCCAAAUGAAGCCCUCAAAGGUAAACCUACAUUUGGUUUUGGAGAAGGACUAGAUGAGGAUGGCCUAGACCAGUCUGGGGGGUCAUUUCACGGGGGCUCGCAGGGCUCUCCUGGCUCCCAGGGGGAACGUAUAGAGAGGUUUUCAAGAAAAGUUUUCGUUGGGGGCCUGCCGCCUGACAUUGAUGAAGAGGAAAUUACUGCAGCUUUUAGAAGAUUUGGUGCACUGGUUGUUGACUGGCCCCAUAAGGCAGAGAGCAAGUCAUACUUUCCUCCAAAAGGUUACUGCUUUUUACUGUUCCAAGAUGAGAUGUCGGUCCAAGCUCUGAUUGAGUCCUGUAUUGUAGACGACGACAAAUUGUACUGGUGUGUUUCCAGCCCAACAAUGAAAGAUAAACCUGUUCAGAUCCGGCCAUGGAAUUUAAGUGAUUCUGACUUUGUGAUGGAUGGGUCUCAGCCACUUGACCCUAGGAAAACUAUUUUUGUGGGAGGGGUUCCUAGACCACUGAGAGCAGUGGAGCUGGCCAUGAUAAUGGACCGGUUAUAUGGUGGUGUAUGCUAUGCAGGGAUUGACACUGAUCCAGAACUGAAAUAUCCGAAGGGGGCAGGGCGAGUGGCGUUUUCUAAUCAACAGAGCUACAUUGCUGCUAUCAGUGCGAGAUUUGUCCAGCUCCAACAUGGCGAGAUAGAUAAAAGGGUGGAGGUUAAGCCGUACGUGCUGGACGACCAAAUGUGUGAUGAGUGCCAAGGUGCCAGAUGCGGAGGAAAGUUUGCACCGUUCUUCUGUGCAAACGUCACCUGCUUACAGUACUACUGUGAGCACUGUUGGGCCCAGAUCCACUCUCGGCCGGGAAGGGAAUUUCAUAAGCCACUAGUGAAAGAAGGCGCCGAUCGACCCAGAGCUGUACCGUUUCGAUGGUGUUAGGCCAUGGUCAGGAUGUUUUGGAGAAGAAUGAAGAGAUGCCUCAUUGAGGAAUGUUCCAAUUGGUGAAGCUAAUUUAUAAUAUUUAGAGGAAAGGGGAUGAAACAGAUUAGAUUUUGAAAUGUGGAGUAUUUAUGAGAUCAUUUGAUACAACAACAUUUAUAUAUUUAUCUGUAGAUAUUCUGUUAUCCAUAUUUUUUAUUUUAGUCAGAAUUUAGAGUUAAUAUAUUUAUUACAAAUAUUGUAUUGUGAUUUCGUCAGUGCUGCACUGCCACAGCAUUAUGUGGAUAUAGUUAUUUGAUAUUUAUGCAGUCUCCUUGCAAAACUGUGAUUGUCUCUGGCAAAUUGACAGGACCACAAGUGUUUACUUGAAGUCAUGAUCAAGGGGUAAUAAGCUUUGCCCUGAACUCCUAGCAGAGGUAUGGUUAUAGAUGUCUAGUGCUCUUAGUUAUAUUGUGUGUUGUCUGGUUCUGUACAGAACAGCAGUAUUGCCAAAAGCUGUUCAACUUGUGUUCACGACAACAUCACAACAUCAUCAAGUAUGUUGUAGAAUUUGCUCUUUUCAUCGGGUCGUAAGGUCUCUCUCAAUCUUUUACCAUGGUUUAUGGGAUUUCAAACUCUUUUUUUAUUUGCCUUGUAUCAUAUUUAUUCAAAUAUUGCUUAUUUAAUAGAAUAUAUUUUUAUUUGGAAAUUAUAUUUUGCCACUUUGCAGAUUGUCUGUGUAAAGAGUAAGAUACAUCUAUAAACAUACUUUUGCAGGUGGUUGAAAAACUGUCAGUUUCAACUGAUUUGCUGUUAGAAAGGUAUGCUGUGGUUACAAUUUUUGUAUGUUUUUGUGGACAACAUGUCCACACUGAUGUUGUUAGCACUAUACUUAUUAAUGACAACUUGUCUCACGCAGCCAGUCCAGACGCACAUGGGCAUGGCCAUCUGCAUAGAGAGGGGAGUAUGUUCUAGGGCUGGAGACAAUCUGUCAGAAAAUCACAGCCCCUGUUAAGCAGUCAGAGGUUUAGUCUGCCCUUCAGUAUAGGGGUGAGCAUCUUUAUAGAAAUUUUCCUACUAGAUGGGUGGUUGGCUUGGCUAAGCAUGAGGGGUUAGGGUGGUUGGCUUGGCUAACUAUGAGGGGUUAGAGUGGUUGGCUUGGCUAACCAUGAGGGGUUAGGAUGGUUGGCUUGGCUAACCAUGAGGGGUUAGGGUCGUUGACUUGGCUAACUAUGAGGGGUUAGGGUGGUUGGCUUGGCUAGCCAUGAGGGGUUAGGGAGGUUGGCUUGGCUAACCAUGAGGGGUUAGGGUGGUUGGCUUGGCUAACUAUGAGGGGUUAGGGUGGUUGGCUUGGCUAACUAUGAGGGGUUAGACUACUCAUUCUGAGAGUAUGCUUACAUCUGUAUAUAGUAU